AUGCAACAAUUCACAACAGCAGACGCUCCUCGCUUGGUGCAGGACAACUUCGAUGAUAUAAACCCCAAGGACUUCAUCGAGCAAGAACCCAAGUCUAAGCGCCCACGAACUGCUGAUAUCCUCCUUGAGGAGCAAUUACCACAGGGUCUUCUCAAGGCUGCCGAGGCUGCAGACCUUGCUGGAGACUUCUUCUCCGUCAAGCCUGAGUCAGACCAUGAGCAACUCCCUGAAGGUAUCGAGGAGACAGCAGAGGAGAAGCAAAAACACUGGUUCGUCGGUAGUGUAGACCAGGGCACCACAUCAACUCGCUUCCUCAUUUUCAACGGUCAUGGAGAGCCCAUUGUGAGCCACCAGAUUGAGUUUGAAAACCACUAUCCCAACUCUGGGUGGCACGAGCAUGACCCCAUGACACUCCUCGAGUCUGUAGAGACAUGCAUCGAGAAGGCAACAGAGAAGUUCUGCGAAAAGGGUCACCAUAUCGAGGAUAUCCGCUCCAUCGGUAUUACAAAUCAACGUGAGACUACUAUCCUCUGGGACAACAUUACUGGCGAGCCCCUUUACAACGCCGUUGUCUGGCCGGAUACUCGCACUUCUGCUCUCGUCCGUGAGCUCAAGAACAAGCCUGGUGCUGAGAAACUCCAAGAGACUUGUGGUCUCCCACUGUCUACCUACCCUUCAAGUGUUAAGCUGCUCUGGGUCCUGAAGAACGUUGAGUCAGUCAGAAAGGCUUACGAUGAGGGCCGUCUAUCGUUUGGCACCGUCGACUCUUGGCUCAUCUAUAAGCUCAACGGUGGACAAGACCGUGAGGGCGGACCCAUCUUUGUCACCGACGCCACCAACGCCAGCCGCACCAUGUUCAUGAACCUCAAGACCCUUCAGUACGAUGAUGAGCUCCUCAAGUUCUUCGAGGUCGACCGUACUAAGCUCAACCUGCCCAAGAUUGUGCCUUCCUCUGACCCCACUGCCUACGGAUCUCUCGCCCGUGGGCCUCUCAAGGGUGUCCCCAUCGCUGGCUGCUUAGGAGACCAGUCUGCAGCACUUGUCGGUCAAUGUGGAUUCAAGCCAGGCCAGGCCAAGAACACCUAUGGUACCGGCUGCUUCCUUCUCUACAAUGUUGGCAACGAGCCUGUCAUCUCCAAGACCGGACUCCUUGCUACUGUUGCAUAUGAUUUCGGAAAGGGUCGUAAGCCUGUUUACGCCCUUGAGGGCAGCAUCGCUGUCGCUGGCUCUGGUGUCAAGUUCCUCCAGAAUAACCUCGGCAUCAUCAACUCUUCCUCAGAGGUGGAUACUGUCGCCAAAAGCGUUCCUGACAACGGCGGCGUUACAUUCGUGACAGCUUUCAGUGGUCUCUUUGCCCCCUACUGGAUCGAUGACGCCAAGGGUACUCUCUUCGGUGUCACCCAACACACUAACAAGGGCCACAUUGUGCGAGCAACGCUUGAGGCUACUUGCCAUCAAACAGCCGCCAUUCUCGAUGCUAUGGCAUCUGACUCUGGCCACGCCCUUGACAUUCUGGCCGUCGAUGGCGGCCUCUCCAACUCGGACCUCUGCAUGCAGACCCAGGCCGACCUUAGUGGUGUGCCUGUCGACCGCCCCGCUAUGCGUGAGACUACUGCGCUCGGCGCCGCCAUUGCUGCGGGUCUCGCCACUGGUGUAUGGGACGAACUAGAGGAGUUGCACGAAGUCAACCGCAAGGGCCGCAAGAUCUUCUACCCCGAGACUGACAAGAAGACUGUGCGCCGAGCACGAAAGAGGUGGGAGCGAGCCGUCGAGAUGAGCCGAGGCUGGCUUCAGGAGGAUGAGGACGAGGAUGACGAAUAA
Molecule: messenger RNA, 1821 nt
Organism: Fusarium tjaetaba
Lineage: Eukaryota; Fungi; Ascomycota; Sordariomycetes; Hypocreales; Nectriaceae
Product: glycerol kinase
Exons: 1
Coding region: 1-1821 (606 amino acids)
Biological process (GO): glycerol-3-phosphate biosynthetic process; glycerol metabolic process; triglyceride metabolic process
Cellular component (GO): mitochondrion
Molecular function (GO): glycerol kinase activity
Source: RefSeq, a predicted model, not a curated record